This is a messenger RNA of Culicoides brevitarsis, 2194 nucleotides long. Its product is annotated as oocyte zinc finger protein XlCOF6-like. The transcript has a single exon. The record is from RefSeq and is a predicted model, not a curated record. Gene Ontology annotation, cellular component: nucleus. Gene Ontology annotation, molecular function: DNA-binding transcription factor activity, RNA polymerase II-specific; zinc ion binding. Gene Ontology annotation, biological process: regulation of transcription by RNA polymerase II. Bases 16 to 2127 code for a protein of 703 amino acids. Lineage: Eukaryota; Metazoa; Arthropoda; Insecta; Diptera; Ceratopogonidae.
UAAAAGAGUUCUAAAAUGGAGUGCUGGGAUAAUAAAUUAGAUGAGAACACUAUAGGAAAGGGCGAUUGUAGAAUUUGUGAGAAAAAUGUUGGUAAACAUGGAGUGUACCUUGAAACGGAGACAGGAGAUAAUGUCCAAACCUUUGCCGAAAUCUAUUUGUAUUUGUUUGGAAUCGAGCCACAAUAUGGAUCGCAAAGACUCUGUUGGAACUGCUCAAAAGCGCUAGUAUCAGCCUAUCAACUAAGAAAAAAGAUAGAAGAACAUGAAAAGGCGUUUCGUAAGUACCAUGAGAAAACUGGAAGUAAUUUGAAAACUUCCGCUAAGUGGAGUCCAAUCAAACAAGAACCGGACAUAGGAGAAGAUCCUAUAACAGAGCCGAUAGAAGUCAAGUUUGAACCGAUUGUACCACUUGAAAUGGAAGUUUCUGACGACGAAAUAAGUGAAUAUGAAGUCAAAGAAGGCGAAGACGAAGACGAAGAAGAAGAAGAAGAAGAAGAAGACGAAGACGAAGAAGCAGAGGAAGAAGAAGAAUCGGAUGAGGAAGAAGUACCAGUAAGAGCCAAGUACAAGUACAAGCCAACGAAAAAGAAAAAAGGAAAACGGCAUAAGCCGAUCGAAGGCGAAGUAAUUCAAUGUGUUCUUUGUGAUUAUAAGAGCACAGUCCGCGAUAAUUUUCAAAAGCAUAUACUCAGGAUUCAUAAUAGACAGGAAAUGAUUUGCGACGGAUGUGAUGAAACGUUUCAUCUGAUUUAUCAUCUGGAAGGUCAUCGGCGAGACGUUCACAAAUUUACCCAUAAAUAUGUAGUGAAUUUGAAGCCAUUGCCAGAAGGCAGCUCCGAUAAAAAGUCACAAACAGAGGACGAAAUGAUAUAUUGUCCGCUCUGUGAUUACAAAAGUAAUGUCAAAGGCAACUAUCAGAAACAUGUACUCAGGAUUCACAAUAGACAGGAAAUGAAAUGCGAUGGAUGUGAUGAAAAAUAUCAUUUGAUUUAUCUACUGGAAGACCAUCGGCGUGAAGAUCAUGAUUUUACGCAUCCAUAUGUAGUUGACGAGUCACUAAAACUAAAAACGUUCGAAAGAAGAGUUCGUAUUAGUUUGAAUGGGAAAGACGAUUCAAUGGAUAAUGAAUUCGCAGAGAAUCAGUUUACGUGUCCUCUAUGCCCUUAUAGCAGUGCGAGGCACUCUCGUUUUGCCGAUCACUACCGAAAAAUGCAUGACAAUUUAGAAAUGACAUGUGACGGCUGCUCCGCAAAAUUUCACUUGUUUUACCGUUUGCUAGCACAUCGCAAACUCGAUCAUAAGUUCGAGCACGAGUACAAGGUUCCGGAAUCGAUCAAGUUUGAGGACCAACAUAAAAAGGAGCAACGCCGAUUAGAAAAAGGGCAAAAUUUUCCUUGUCCUCAGUGCGAUCGAUGGUUCACCGAGAAACGUAAUGUGGCCAAGCACCUUCGUGUUGUACACAAAUACAUAAAGUAUAAGAUUCCAAAAAUGGAAAUCAAGAUAGAAGAAGGAGCUGAUCCGAAAACGGCAAAGAAAAAGUACAUUUACCCCACAUACAAAGUGAUUUGUAACUUUUGUGGGAAACUCUUCCCAAACAGCUCAUUGGAGAAUCACAUUCGAAACAUGCAUCCAGAACAACGAGAUCCUUAUAUAUGUGCGUACUGCAGCGAGCCAUCCAAAACAAAAAGUGUGCUCCUUGUGCACAUGUACAGAGCACAUCAUUUUGACGUUAAAAUACCGAAGCAACAACAGAAAGCUGCUAGUGCUUCCAAAGAAUCGCGACUUAAUGGAGCAAUCAAGACUCCUCAGGGAACGGUUGAAUAUGUGUGUAGAUAUUGUCCAGAAAGUUUUCCAUUCAAAAUAAGUCGAAAGAGGCAUGAAAUUCACAUUCACACUUUGGAGUAUCCAUUUACUUGUGAUUUGUGUGACAAAAAGUUUAUUGUUAAAUUUGAAUUCAAACGGCAUCUUGAGAGACAUAUGGAAGGCAAACGAUUAAGUUGCUCUAGAUGCCAGACUUGUGGACAACAUUUUACAAAACGAAAGUUAUUGGAAAGGCACGUAUGUUCUCAGGCGUAUCCCAGUGACUCAAUACCAGAUCAUUUGCAACAUUUUGCAGCUUUUCGAUAAAAUUAAUAUUACAAAAAAAAAAAAAUAAAUAAAUAAAAAAGGACGAAAUACAACAAUACCAGUUUUU